UCAAAGCAAAAGCCUGUUUAUUAUUUUGCUUGUCAUAAAAUCCAUGACAUUUUGAAAUGAUUCAAAAAAUACCUAAUUUUCCAAUGGCGAAUGAAGUGAUAUCAGAAAGUCAAAAACUGAAUGAGAAUUUGAUCGCUGAAGAGUCAAACUUGAAGUUAUUGAAUUCAAAUUCCGAAGAUAUAUUUCCAUUAAAUGAGGAAGAUACGAAGCAAUUCUAUUUCAUUGACAAUAUUUGUGAUUUAAAAUUGAAAUCUCCACAGAAUGUGACAAAAUUGAUAAAAUAUAGAUUUUUUCGUAAGCUAAUAUACACCUGGGCUGGACAAACGCUUAUAGCAGUCCAGCCUUAUGACAAUAAUUACAAAAAUCAGGAUGAAAAAGAGGGCGAACCAAACGUUAGUACAGUUGUUGAUAGAGCUUUCUUCAAAUUGUCAAAUAAACUGGGUAAGACUAACCAGAUCAUUGUCAUUUCUGGAGACAGCGGAUCUGGUAAAACGUAUUCUGGAUGUCUUGCCUUGAAAUAUUUGGCUUUUCAACAUUCUAGCCAUGAAGAUAAAGAUUUAAGAGAUAUCUUGACAAGAACUUGUUCGGCUGUAACUGUUCUUGCAGCAUUUGGUAACGCAUCAACAAUUCACAAUUUCAACAGCUCCAGAUUUGGAAAAUUGACACAGAUGCAAUGUCGUGAAGGAAAAUUUGUUGGAGCAUACAUUCAGACUUAUCUACUCGAAAAGUCUAGGGUGUCUGGACCAAAUAAGGGCGAGUCAAAUUUUCACAUUUUCACUCAGGUUUUGGAAGAUCUGGACGACUAUGUAUUAGAGAAAUUAUAUCUUAGCAAAACUACGGAAUAUGUGAUAUGCCCCAGAAUGAUAUACCAUAGAAAAACCUCAUUUUCAGAUGUAGUUGAGAUGAUGAGUUUCCUCAAUAUUAAAGAAAUCGAUGACGUGUUACACAUUUUAUCACUUAUACUGAAUUUGGGGAAUAUAAUCUUCACCUGUAAAGACGAAAAGCUUGUAAUCCUUCAAGAAUGUAAGCAGUACGUGAAUUUUUGCGCACUAAUUUUCCAAACAAGCUCAUCAUCGUUAACACAACUCUUCACCAAGAGGCUAAUUGCGCCAAAACUAAGAAGAGGCUCUUUGUGUUACACUUCUUGUGUCAAUAUCGAGGAGUGUAACGAGAGGAGGAACAGUCUUAUGCGUUUUUUAUAUGAGAAGCUUUUUAUGUGGCUCGUGGAGAAAAUUAACGAACAGACAUACUACAGGAAGAAACAUGAUUGUUUGGGAAUUUUGGAUAUAUAUGGUUUUGAAACAUUUGCUCACAACACUUUCGAACAGUUGUGUAUCAAUUACGCUAAUGAGAGGUUGCAGCAGUUUUAUAUGACUGACUAUUAUAAUAAACAAGUGAAUUAUCUGUAUGAGAAGUGCGAGAAAGUUACCAAGUAUGAUAUGUCCAAGUAUAACAAGAGAAUAAACCUUCUUGAUGGAACAUUGUCAGUUUUUGGAAUUUUGAAUGAGGAAUGCCUUGUCAAGCGGUACAAUACUGAUAUGUUCAUCUCAACCAGGCUGUCUAAUUGUUUGAGAAAAAAUGAAUUUUUCAUCGACAGGAAAGAUUAUACAUGUACCAAAUUUUCUAUAAAGCAUUAUGCUGGAGUGGUAGAGUAUGACAGCAGAUCAAUGGUUAGCAAAAAUAGAGACAAAUUACCGGAAGAAAUGGUUUUGUUCCUGAAAGAAACCAAAUUAGCGUUCUUAUCCAAAAUUUUAGAUUUUAGAGACGAGGAAGUACAAAUAUCUCAUAAUAAAACUCUUCUAUCAAAAUUCAAGAAAUCUUUGGACAACCUGAUGGUUUCUUUAAGCCUAGCAGACACGCACUAUAUUAAGUGUUUGAAGCCCAACCAGAAACAACUUCCAAAUAGUUUCGACGAUUAUUUCUUCAUGGCAGAACUGCAGUACAAUGGUAUCAUUGAUACGUUAAAUUUGGAGUUUCAACGUUUCUCGACAGUGCUAUCUAAGGAAGAUUUCUCAAAGAAGUUCGACCUAGAUAUCUUAGAAAAACUGAAAGGGUUGUUGGAAGGUAAGGUGUAUGUUGGAAGAGACAAGAUUUAUUUCAGCGAUGGGUCAUUCUCCUUGAUUCUGAAGUAUAAAAUGAUUCUGAUCACCUCCUGUGUUAAAAUAAUUCAGAGGUCAUGGAAGGCAAGAAGUAGAAAACGUCAUAUUGCGGCUUGUAAAAUACAGAGGUUUUUUAGGAGAUUUUUUUUGAAUAAUAACACUUACUCAACUAUUGAUUCCCUUAACACGACUUUGGAUCAAAUAACAGUAAUUGAAAAUGUACACCUAGAGCCUGAUUUGAUUGUAGAAACAGAAGUCAAACCUAUUAAAGCAAAAAGGUGUAUAUUCAGAGGAGACCGAAUAAUAUCAAGAUUCAAAAUCGCUCAGAUUCCAAUAAGAUUUCACAUAAGAAGAACUUGUAUCCCUUAUUCUCAUGUUUUGCCAAUUGACGAAAUGCCUAAAGGUUUAAAAGAUAUCUUCUGAAUAUUAAGUUAUGUUUAUAGGUUUUAAACUUUUCGUAUUCAUAUACAUUAUAUUUAUUUUUAGAUAACUUUUAAUUCUAGAAUACUACACUGUUGUAAUUGAUGAAAAAUAAAUAACAAAAAUAUA
Harmonia axyridis is the source of this 2648-nucleotide messenger RNA. RefSeq names its product unconventional myosin-XIX-like. Gene Ontology annotation, molecular function: actin filament binding; microfilament motor activity; ATP binding. Gene Ontology annotation, biological process: actin filament organization; vesicle transport along actin filament. Gene Ontology annotation, cellular component: vesicle; actin cytoskeleton; cytoplasm. Lineage: Eukaryota; Metazoa; Arthropoda; Insecta; Coleoptera; Coccinellidae. The record is from RefSeq and is a predicted model, not a curated record. The transcript has 14 exons. Bases 57 to 2522 code for a protein of 821 amino acids.